CUGUCUGAAGUCAUCAUCAGUCCAUGGCGAAAGCCCGAGCUACCAGAAAAACCCUAGAUUCUUAUACCGCCAAAGGAAUCAAUAAAUCAAUCAAACCCGGCGAUUGCGUGUUGAUGCGACCUUCCGAACCAUCGAAGCCGUCGUAUGUAGCCAAAGUGGAGAAGAUUGAAUCGGAUGCCAGAGGAGCUAACGUGAAAGUUCACGUACAGUGGUACUAUCGACCGGAGGAAUCGAUCGGCGGACGGAGACAAUUUCACGGCAUCAAAGAGGUGUUUCUCUCCGAUCACCAUGAUGUGCAGAGUGCUGAUACAAUCGAAGGAAAGUGUACGGUUCACACUUUCAAAACCUAUACAAAGCUUGACGCCGUUGGUAAUGAAGAUUUUUUUUGCCGAUUCGAGUAUAAUUCCUCCACUGGAGCCUUCAAUCCCGAUAGAGUGGCCGUGUACUGUAAGUGUGAGAUGCCUUAUAAUCCUGAUGACUUGAUGGUUCAAUGCGAUGGCUGCACUGAUUGGUUUCAUCCUGCUUGUAUAGACAUGGCGCCAGAGCAGGCCAAACAACUUGAGCAUUUCUUCUGUCAGAACUGCUCAUCUGAAGAGCAAAAGCUGCUCCAAAAUUCUCAUGCUACUUCUAGACAUACAGAUUUGAAGGUGGGAACAAAGCGGCGCCGGAGGUGAUACACAGCAGCUGUUGAAAUAUAUAAAGCAAGAGAAUGGGAGGCAGGGGAGAGCAAGUAACAGAGUGGGGUUAGUAGAAGAUGGUCUGAUACAGUUAUCUGUAUGUAUGUGUUUCUGAAAAAGUGUUUGUUUAUUAUGUACUUUAGUGUUGUCAUCUAGUUAUCUCAUAUAUAUAUAUAUAAAUAUAUAUAUAUAGAUACAUAUAUGUAUGCAUGUAUGUAUAAUCUGUUUAACU
This is a messenger RNA of Cynara cardunculus var. scolymus (artichoke), 909 nucleotides long. Its product is annotated as chromatin remodeling protein SHL-like. Bases 24 to 674 code for a protein of 216 amino acids. The record is from RefSeq and is a predicted model, not a curated record. Gene Ontology annotation, molecular function: chromatin binding. NCBI's taxonomy places the organism in Eukaryota, Viridiplantae, Streptophyta, Magnoliopsida, Asterales, Asteraceae. The transcript has 5 exons.